AUGGAUAUGUCCGACCCAGAGGUGCUGGUUUCCCAUGAAUCUGAGACCGACCGGAAGUACCAAACCGAAGCAUUACAGGCCUCAUUGGCCAGUCUCAACCUACCAGCCCCUGAAAUGUUGAUGCGAGCGAACCUGAGGGCAGAUGGACUUGCGACGCCGGCGCCAUUUCCUCGGACCGACGAAUUCGGAAACCCGUGUCUGACCCCUAAGACUGAAUACUCCCCAACACCCAACCAACCAUCACCGAUCCUGGCCCCGACGAUCAAUGUUGAUCAGGCCCAAGUUGUCGACCCUUGGGACGUCAAGGGUGCCGUAGUCGAUGGGGUGCAGAUGGAAAUUGACUACAACAAGCUCAUCGAACAGUUUGGCACCAAACCUAUCACCCCUCAGCAAUUAGAACGAUUUGAAAGCCUCACCCAACGCAAAUUGCAUCCCUUACUCAAGAGGGGUAUGUUUUUCUCGCAUCGGGGCGCAUUCUAUAAAAACGUUCUACAGAUCUCUCGAGCAAUAACGUACAAUCAGAGCAAAGCUACCUUUGGCUUUAACGAUACAGACAAUAUCGGGAAGUCGCAUUUCGUUGCGAUCCAAGCGGCGCCAGCGAUUAGCAGCUCGUUUCCGCAGAUCUUCUCGACGAAUGGGAAUGUGCCGUGUCUGAUACCGUGUGCAAUCGACCAGGACCCGUAUUUCCGGUUGACGAGGGAUGUGGCCGGUCGGAUCAAGCGAUCCAAGCCCUGUCUGCUCCUGUCCAAGUUUUUCCCCGCCUUGCAAGGCCCGACUAGCAAGAUGUCUAGCUCCGUCGACAGCUCGGCUAUCUUCAUGUCAGACUCGCCCAAACAAAUUAAAACUAAGAUCAACAAGUACGCAUUCUCGGGCGGUAAAGCUACGAUCGAAGAACAUCGCAGAGAAGGAGGCAGGACCGAUGUCGAUGUUCCUUACCAGUAUCUCUCAUUCUUCGAAGACUCGGAUGAGAAAUUAGAAAAAAUCAAAAGCGACUACGAGUCUGGACAAUUAUUGACGGGGGAAAUCAAGGCUAUCUGUAUCGAGACCUUACAGAAGAUGGUGGCUGACUUUCAAGAGAGGAAAAAACAGGUGUCGGAUGACUUGGUCAAGCAAUUCAUGGAUCCCAAUCGCGCCAUUGAUCCCACAGUCGUUCCCAGGAACCCAUCCGCCCAACAACAACCUCCACCCUCAACAUCCGCAUGA
Messenger RNA from Puccinia triticina, 1203 nucleotides. RefSeq lists its product as uncharacterized. Bases 1 to 1203 code for a protein of 400 amino acids. The transcript has 7 exons. Lineage: Eukaryota; Fungi; Basidiomycota; Pucciniomycetes; Pucciniales; Pucciniaceae. The record is from RefSeq and is a predicted model, not a curated record. Gene Ontology annotation, molecular function: ATP binding; tryptophan-tRNA ligase activity. Gene Ontology annotation, biological process: tryptophanyl-tRNA aminoacylation. Gene Ontology annotation, cellular component: cytoplasm.